GUUUGACAGGUCAGCCUCGAGCCUCUUUUUAGCUUCUCGAGUAGCGUAUUUUCAUUUUAUUUUAUGUUAUCAUUUUAUUUACGCGUAAUAUUUAAUAUGUAUGUAGUAGUUAUGGUAGUGUAGUUUGUAUUUUAGACUUUUUCUAAGUGCACUUACAGUGUUACAUAAACAGUACGUCGCCAAUCGUGUCGGCAAGCCGUAUGUAUAUACCUAGGCGAUACGUCAGUGAAUGAAUGUUGGCUCUAGAUAAUGGAUGUUGAUGCACCUAACAUAUUGAAAAGGAGCAGCAGCGCACCUCUGAUCAAUGAGGCAGCGUCCACGGCAGUCACUUCACCCACAACGAAUACAGCUCCCAGGAGUACAUCAUUCUUCAGUAUGUUCUCUAACAACAACCUGUCGCGUACGCGUCGGCAUAGCGGCAGCUCCAGUCCAAUCACUGCACCUAACAAUUUGUCCAGCGUAUGGGGUCGGCGGAUGACGCCGCGCGUGAGCCAACUGCGCGCAGAGGAAUGUGCGGACGUGAGCAACACACGUGAGGUGGCGCACGAGCGCGAGGUGCACUGUGCCAUGCAGAUGGGCCAGUCCUGCGAGGACCUCGCUCUCGCAGCCGGUGCGGGCGCCGCACACUCGCCCACACGACUCGCCAGAUUUUCUCCGGUAGUGUCACCAUCUCCGACGCGGAAGUACACGACGCGGCGGAGUUUGUCCCCGAUAGCAAUCCGCGCGGCGACUCUCAGCCCGGUGAGCAGGCCCAGCGCGCUCGGCGGUGCCGGCGGUGGCAAGAGGCGCUGGGAUGAGGGCGACUCGCCGCUGCCGAAGCGCAUGUGCACGGACAGGCUGACGCCCUCCACACCCGGCACCCCUGACUCCGACCUCGAGUGCACCUUCAGGCCGGUGUCCCCGCGACACCAGCCCAUGCACGAGGCGCAGGACCCCGACGCGCACAAGGCCACUCCCAGCUAAUAGUAUGUAUGCAACAUGUCGCGUCUGAUAUGCAAGGCUGUGGAGUUUGUUAUAUUUGUUCAUGUCCAGUACAUUGUUGUUUCGUUACUUUCGACGCUAAACAAAUUUAAUUGUUUUGACCAUUGAUUACUAAUCUUAUAGGAAUUUCUUCAUGUAAUCAAAGGUAUAAUCUCUCCCUAUUCGACAUGUUUAUGUAUUAUAGCUUAGGGGAGGUCUUUGUAAAUGACAGAACUAUCUGCAUUUUUGUCAAUAUUUUUAACUUUUUGUUAGAAUUGCGUGCAUCGGUUUAUUUCCUCUGAAUAGUUUACAUUGUUCAUAUGUUUUAUUAUUCUUUAUUAAAUCUCAUUUUGAAUACAAGACAUUUCAUAUUACAUUUGAAUUAACAAAAAUUCAUAAAUAAUAUUUUAGUAUAUUUUUAAAGAUAAAUGUGGGCUUCCAUAAUAUUGUUACUAUUAACUUUAUUUAAAACGUGACGUCAUCACUUCGUUUUGAAAUGGCUUAAGUUCGUAUUGGUAUGUCGAAUGUUUGUUAUUUUCAUGUCCCGUAGCCUUUUGUUAACCAAAUACAGAUGACGCCUCGAUUGAAGCGCUUUGGGGUCGUGAGGCCCGAUAGUUUUAGUGAGCCAUUGUGAACCUUAUAUCAUUGCAAUAGGGUUCACGUAGUUUCGGUGCAUUCGUGUAGUCUACGACAUUUAGUUCCUAGUAGAACUUGAGUAACGUAGCGUAGUGAGGAGCGAGUGCCCCGUUGAUAGCCAAAGCAUGGAAAACUUUAUAAUGUAAAUAUAUUUAGUAGCGUUCUCUUGUAUUGAACGUGUUAUUGUAUAUAGACGUAGAUUAAGAACAAUUGUAGCCAUUAAUUUAAUUAUCUUCACGUGUUCAUUGCAGUCCCGAUUGUAAAUUGUUUUAUAAUCACAUAUUACUUGCCACUAUUUGACAAUAGAAUGUUUAAAGAUACAGGGAUUUAUGGUUUUUAUUUUUUCAUGUGGCAACACUUAAUAAGUUUGAAAAGCAAAUUGUCUACUCUGCCUGGUGAAAUUCUAUCUUUAUUUUGGUCAUCUUGGAUAUUUCCAUAUAUAAAAUGUUUGGUAUUAGUUACCAAAACUAACUGAAGUGUUGCCGCAUUACAUUUGUUUGAUUUGAUUUUGAAAUUUUAUUCAUUGUAUCAUAUUCAUAAUAAUCGAAAUUAUUGUAGAUUUCAUAAGAAUGAUAAAUAAUACAAAAAGAAAUAAAUUUCCUGGGGUUACUGUACCACCUAAUCAUAGCCAAAGGGUAACCAUGAUAAACACUUCAUUUAAUUUCUUUUGUUUAGAUUUUUUUGAAACAAAUCUUUCAUUAUUUAGUAUGCUAAGUAGCUUGCCAUUAAAAUUGUGUUUAAUUGUUGGUUUCUGAGACCUAAAUCUGCAUAUAAAACGUAUUAUCUCUUUCAUUAUCUUUGGCAAAGUGGAGAUAACAUUAUGUUUUGUAGAGGGAUAUUGGUCUCAGAACCAAUAAGUCAUGUUGAUAUGUGUUUAAAUCGAGUUAUUUUGUAUGUUUUCUGCAAGACUUAUCAGUUAUCCAACACUUUAAUAGAUUUAAAGUCUUUUAUUCUUUGUCAGACUAAUUGAGUAGAUAUUCAACUUUAUUCAAACAAUUUAACAUAAAUUUGCUUUACACAAAUCAGGCAUAGGUGAUUUGUUCUUGUCUUUGUUGUUUCUAAUAGUUUUUAUUAAAUCAACAAUUGUUUUUGAUUCAUCAUAUAUUAACUUCAUAUUUUGAAAUUACUGAUUUUGGUAUUUGGAAUGAAAAAUUAAAUGAAUGAAAAGAAAUUUGUUUUCGAUUGUAAAACGUUAUUCUGAAUAUUUUCAAAUAGUAUGGUGCCAAUUUAGAAAUUAUCUUUGAAAUUGUAAAACGACAUAUUUUUUGUGACUGGCAAAAAAAAAAAAAAACUAUCUUUUGACAAUGAAAAAGCUACCUCAAUACAUAUGUAUUGUCUUAAUUGUAUAUUUAUUAUUCUUAUGUCGGUAAUAAUAUCAAAAUAUAUAUAAUAUAUAUCGUAUUGUACGCAUUGUGAUGAAUUUGUAUGUUAUUAUGUAAAUGUCGGCGACUUGUUGGGUUUAAAAUAACCCAAAUGGAAGUUUAGGGUUUUGUAUUACCUCAGAUACACUGAUGUGUGAGCUGUUAUAUCGCAUUUGUUUUAUUAUAAUUUGUACAUAAUGUAAAGGUGAAUGUAUGAGGAUGCCGGUUGGGCCUAGUUCUUGUGAUCUUACUUAUAUUUUGUAUAAUUCGAGAUAAAGUGAAUAUGACUUCAAUAUAUCUAUAUGAUACAUGUAAUUGUAAGAUGCCACAAGUUAGGAUGUGCUCAAUAAGUGUAAAUGAUUUUUCUCUAUAAGUAUAGUUGUAUUCAUUUACUUUUAUAGCAGUUGUCAGUGAUAUUGUAUUCACUUUAGAGGUCUCGCUCCACCCACCCUGGUAAGGUCCGCAGAGCUAAGCCCAGUGGGCAGUGUAGUACAUUGCCGCUACCUACGUACCUAUAUGUAGUGUAGGUAUUCUUUUGUAAGUAUGGUCGGAGGCCCCUCAAUAUCGCUUCUGGAAUUACCAUUUUGUUUUAAAAGUGUGAUUAAAUCACAUUACGACGUAA
Messenger RNA from Papilio xuthus (Asian swallowtail), 3579 nucleotides. RefSeq names its product protein FAM122A. The transcript has 4 exons. Gene Ontology annotation, molecular function: protein serine/threonine phosphatase inhibitor activity. NCBI's taxonomy places the organism in Eukaryota, Metazoa, Arthropoda, Insecta, Lepidoptera, Papilionidae. The coding region runs from base 250 to 963 and encodes 237 amino acids. The record is from RefSeq and is a predicted model, not a curated record.